Messenger RNA from Purpureocillium takamizusanense, 698 nucleotides. RefSeq lists its product as uncharacterized. The record is from RefSeq and is a predicted model, not a curated record. The coding region runs from base 120 to 485 and encodes 121 amino acids. The transcript has a single exon. NCBI's taxonomy places the organism in Eukaryota, Fungi, Ascomycota, Sordariomycetes, Hypocreales, Ophiocordycipitaceae.
GCGGGCUAUGGUAUGACUAACCAGCCCGUUUUGCCUUGGCCCGCCGCCUGCAUGCUCACCUGCUUCCUUCGACUUCCAUCUGGCAAGCAGAAGACACGCGUCCAUUUCUUACCACCAAAAUGGACGUCAACGGGGCCGAUGAGCGUAACAGGCUGGCCUUAAAAGCCAGCCGCUCCGCUUGCCCUGCGACUUCUUCUCUCACGUCACUCGUACUACCAGCCUCCGUCAAGACUCACGAUCUGCCAAAGCAUCGCCAAACCCGGCCAUGGCACCUCGCAUCGAUACUGCACACCAUCCCGACAUCGCGCGAACAUCCGCUCAACGCGAGGAUACGAAACGAAGGGUCACAAAGCCGGUUCCCCUCACCACCAGACAGCGUGCCUUCCUUCGUGAGAAAACUCCGGGAUUUACUCGAACCGAACUGCGGCGUGGGGACCAAGAUUAACAUCGCUCGAAUGUUGAGGAAGUUGGAAAUGCGUAACUAAAAUGGUGCUGGACCGGCACUCAGAUACCGCAGGACGACCGAAGGCGGUCCUUGGACGCGGUGACGGUGAUCAAACGACUCCGUCGACCGACGGCGUUGAAUUUCCUCGAUCAUCUUUGUGAAAGGUAGAAGAUCACGUCUGAAACUACUUCGUGGGAACCGGGUGAUCGAUGUUUCCACCAACGUGGCGUUGUCAUUGCGCCGACGGCCUUAC